AUGCUGCAGUCCAAAAAAGGCAAGGAGAAAAAGGCAAGGAGAAAAAGGCAAGGAGAAAAAGGCAAGGAGAAAAAGGCAAGGAGAAAAAGGCAAGGAGAAAAAGGCAAGGAGAAAAAGGCAAGGAGAAAAAGGCAAGGAGAAAAAGGCAAGGAGAAAAAGGCAAGGAGAAAAAGGCAAGGAGAAAAAGGCAAGGAGAAAAAGGCAAGGAGAAAAAGGCAAGGAGAAAAAGGCAAGGAGAAAAAGGCAAGGAGAAAAAGGCAAGGAGAAGAAGGCAAGGAGAAGAAGGCAAGGAGAAGAAGGCAAGGAGAAGAAGGCAAGGAGAAGAAGGCAAGGAGAAGAAGGCAAGGAGAAGAAGGCAAGGAGAAGAAGGCAAGGAGAAGAAGGCAAGGAGAAGAAGGCAAGGAGAAGAAGGCAAGGAGAAGAAGGCAAGGAGAAGAAGGCAAGGAGAAAAAGGCAAGGAGAAAAAGGCAAGGAGAAAAAGGCAAGGAGAAAAAGGCAAGGAGAAGAAGGCAAGGAGAAGAAGGCAAGGAGAAGAAGGCAAGGAGAAGAAGGCAAGGAGAAGAAGGCAAGGAGAAGAAGGCAAGGAGAAGAAGGCAAGGAGAAGAAGGCAAGGAGAAGAAGGCAAGGAGAAGAAGGCAAGGAGAAGAAGGCAAGGAGAAGAAGGCAAGGAGAAGAAGGCAAGGAGAAGAAGGCAAGGAGAAGAAGGCAAGGAGAAGAAGGCAAGGAGAAGAAGGCAAGGAGAAAAAGGCAAGGAGAAGAAGGCAAGGAGAAAAAGGCAAGGAGAAGAAGGCAAGGAGAAAAAGGCAAGGAGAAAAAGGCAAGGAGAAAAAGGCAAGGAGAAAAAGGCAAGGAGAAGAAGGCAAGGAGAAAAAGGCAAGGAGAAAAAGGCAAGGAGAAAAAGGAGCCGGCGCCGCGUCGGCGGCGGGCGAACCUCUGGGGCGCGACCCGCUCGCCUGGUGUCUCUAG
Messenger RNA from Schistocerca americana (American grasshopper), 966 nucleotides. Its product is annotated as vicilin-like seed storage protein At2g18540. The coding region runs from base 1 to 966 and encodes 321 amino acids. Lineage: Eukaryota; Metazoa; Arthropoda; Insecta; Orthoptera; Acrididae. The record is from RefSeq and is a predicted model, not a curated record. The transcript is spliced from 3 exons.